Parnassius apollo (apollo) is the source of this 630-nucleotide messenger RNA. Lineage: Eukaryota; Metazoa; Arthropoda; Insecta; Lepidoptera; Papilionidae. The record is from the annotation of a GenBank genome assembly.
UUGUUGAAUAAAGACUUUGCAUCGUCUAAGGAUCCAAAUCUUAUGAUUUACACGAAGUUCAAGUGGAAAUUAAUCACGACUUGGUUUAAUAUUCUAUCUAUGCCUUACAUACUUUUAUGUAUUUAUUGCGACUGGCGAGAAUUGACAAAAGCAAAUGUUCUGCAUGUAAAGGCGUUAAAGAAUAUUAGAGAUUUUUAUUUCACCGGUCUUAUCCUGCCAGCAACGUUGUUUUCAGACAUCAUAUUCUGGACCUUGUGGAAUACGAACCGAGAGCUAUUGAUGCCACUUUCUAUCGACAAGUACGUGUCGUUUUGGGAUCAACAUAGCAUGCAUACAGCUUCGCUAGUAUUUGUAAUAUUGGACCUAGUAUUGGUUCCUCGACAAAAACCUAGCAAUUAUAGAUGGGGAAUUAUCAUCCUCUCUACAUACAUAUGCGCCUACGCUUAUGUGUGUCUUCAGAGUAUGUCACGAGAAGAAUACAUAUAUCCAGGUCUCAAGAUGCUUUCAACGUUUCAACUUAUUCUAUUAAUUACAUAUUUUGUUUUGGGUCACUUCUUCUACUAUAUUGGCCAAUGGUUCGUUAUUGAUUUACUUUGGGGUCAAAAAAGUAAUAUCAAGGGAACUGAUUAA